This is a messenger RNA of Hemiscyllium ocellatum (epaulette shark), 672 nucleotides long. RefSeq lists its product as uncharacterized. Bases 1 to 672 code for a protein of 223 amino acids. The transcript has 6 exons. NCBI's taxonomy places the organism in Eukaryota, Metazoa, Chordata, Chondrichthyes, Orectolobiformes, Hemiscylliidae. The record is from RefSeq and is a predicted model, not a curated record.
AUGGCAGACACUCGCCGCUCGCAGGGAGCCAGUCCCGCCUCUUUAUCUCACGAUAUAAGCAACACGUUUCCAAAGGAUUUGAAUGACAAGGCUUUUGCAAGGUUCCUGCGGGCUUUCCGAUCUGUGGAUCAGGCCUUCAAUGCGAUCCUCCGUUACUUGAAAUGGAGGAAGGAGUUUGGCGUUGACUCAAUUACUGUUGAGGACUCAGACAUCAAGACUGAACUGAGAAGCGGGAAAGCAGUGUUGCUGGAGGAGAAAGACAAUGCUGGCAGGCCCAUUUUAUUGGUAACAGCCAAACUUCAUCAUGCGAAGGAUCGGAACCUGCAAAGUCUUAUGAAGUUCAUUGUAUAUCUUUUGGAAACAGCAGGCAAACAGUGUGACGAUGAUAUCUGUGAUAACUUCUGCAUUGUAUUUGACAUGAAAGACUUUUCAAUGAACAGCAUGGAUUACCAAUUUGUUAAGAACUUAAUCUGGUUGCUCUCCAAUUAUUACCCAGAGCGACUAGGCAUUUGGCUCAUCGUUAACCCACCGGUGCUUUUCAGCGGCUGCUGGGUAAUUAUACGCAGUUGGUUGGACGAAAACACUGCCAAGAAAGUAAUCUUCAUCACUAAACCAGAACAACUGGCUGAGUACAUCCGCCUGGAGGUUUUACCCAGGAAUCUGUUUCUGUGA